Anisakis simplex (herring worm) is the source of this 147-nucleotide messenger RNA. The record is from the annotation of a GenBank genome assembly. NCBI's taxonomy places the organism in Eukaryota, Metazoa, Nematoda, Chromadorea, Rhabditida, Anisakidae.
GACGGUGGCAUGAUGCAAGAAUCAGAGGAUGAAAAUAUGGAAAUGGAACACGAACGUGACGGAUCGAUGCCGUAUGAUGAGCAAAGCGAAGAGUGUGAGAUUGACUCACUGCCUGCAUUACCGGAUGUAAGUUGUUCGUUCUGUUGA